Molecule: messenger RNA, 702 nt
Organism: Elaeis guineensis (African oil palm)
Lineage: Eukaryota; Viridiplantae; Streptophyta; Magnoliopsida; Arecales; Arecaceae
Product: probable small nuclear ribonucleoprotein F
Biological process (GO): mRNA splicing, via spliceosome; spliceosomal snRNP assembly
Cellular component (GO): U1 snRNP; catalytic step 2 spliceosome; pICln-Sm protein complex
Molecular function (GO): RNA binding
Source: RefSeq, a predicted model, not a curated record
CGGCGAGCGAGAGAAAGAGAGCGCUCCCUCCCUCCUUCGUCUCCGUUCUCUCGCUCUCUCCUCGCUCCGUCUUCUCACGGGCUUGUUUCUCCUGCCAAGCUUCGCUUCUUGUUCCCAUGGCGGCUGUUCGAGUUAACCAGAAACCUUUCUUGAACAACCUGCCUGGCUGCCUGGGAAGCCUGUAAUUGCGAAACUGAAGUGGGGGAUGGAAUGCAAAGGCUGUUCCUGUUAACCCGAAACCUUUCUUGAACAACCUGACUGGGAAGCCUGUAAUUGUGAAACUGAAGUGGGGGAUGGAAUACAAAGGUUACCUUGUCUCAGUAGAUUCCUAUAUGAACUUGCAGCUUGCCAACACGGAAGAAUACAUUGAUGGGCAAUUCUCGGGAAAUCUUGGGGAGAUACUAAUAAGAUGCAACAAUGUGCUGUACCUCCGUGGUGUACCAGAAGAUGAAGAAAUUGAAGAUGCUGAAUGAUUGCUUGUAUCCAGAAGCCACUUUUCUUUUCACUGUUAUCCAGGUGUGUGUAGGAUAUGCAGCAAAUGUGAUUGUAGUGUCAAAACACAAUAUAUCAUCACUUUUAGUCGGGAAUUAAAAGAAAAGAAGGGGAAACAAAAACAUGCUUGAUUGCUGCCUCAAUUAUGUGUCAAAAUCGUUUGUCAUGGCAUCCACGUUUCGAAUUCAACAUAUAAGUGGUACUUCUGCA